This is a messenger RNA of Micropterus dolomieu (smallmouth bass), 3566 nucleotides long. RefSeq names its product probable voltage-dependent N-type calcium channel subunit alpha-1B. The record is from RefSeq and is a predicted model, not a curated record. The transcript has 2 exons. The annotation marks the transcript as partial. Lineage: Eukaryota; Metazoa; Chordata; Actinopteri; Centrarchiformes; Centrarchidae.
GUCCACCAGGAGAGCCAGCGUCUGACCCAGCUGCCUCCAGAGAGCGAGGCCAUGACCGCGGACGCUCCCAUGAGAGGAAACACCACCACUCCUCGACAGACAAGCAGCGCUACUACUCCUGCGAUCGCUACUGCAGUCGGGAACACUGCCACAACAAAUCUGCCACCGCCAGCUGUGCUGCCUCCCCUGGUGAGGGACAGGAAACCACCAACAAGCAGGGCAGUGGUUGGGUUAAAGGCAGCCCAGUGACAUUGAGCUCCAGUUCCAGCACGCCAAGUCGCGGACGUCGGCAGCUCCCCCAGACCCCGCUUGCCCUGCAGCCUGGGGUGGCCUUUAAGACUGCCAAUUCAUCACCCGUGCACUUUGUGUCCAGUCAGGCGUCUCUGAGUCCCGGCCAGCUGAGCCGUGGCUUGUCAGAGCACAACUCCGUCCAGCGCAGCAGCUCCCGCCACUUUCCCUCUCCUGUCACUCGUAUUAGCUCAGAACCUUUCCUGGGCCAGGGCCAGGGCCACGGUGAGGACCUGGGCAGCCUGUAUGGCAGCCUCCGAGACCAGCUGGAUGUCUUCCAGGAUGCGGUGUCACUGUCCAGCCCCCGUGCCGGACAUUCAUCUCGGACCACACUGCCUCGCAUUAUGGGAGCCCUGUCUCCUGCUCCACAGAACCUUGGGGUCCCCAACGGGUACCACUUCAGCUUCGGGGGCAGGACCAGCCCAGGCUCUGGCUUCAGGGCAUCCAGGUAUUACCAGGAGGCAGAGGCAGAUGAAUGGUGCUAGCAUGGCUUUAAAAUAACCUUUAGAAUGCAUAUUUGAGGAAUUGUGAUGAGUUUUAUCAUCUUCUUUGAAGGAUUUAGUUUACAUUGUCAUUGUGUGUGUUUUAUGCUGUAUUUUAAUUCUAACUCGGAGAGCAACGCUUAGGGAGAACAGAGAGAAAGCUGGAAGUGGGUUAUUUGAAUGUGUCGUCUUUAUCAAAGGACAUGUAGCAUUAUGAAACAAUAGAGUAGGCCAAUAUGAGGUGUCUUGCAGUAGCUGUUCUUGAUUUUGCUUUGACUUCUGUGUUUUAUUGACACCACUAUAUUGACACUCAAACAGCUUUACAUGAUGAACACUAUAGACUAGACUAUACAAGAAGAUUAUAUCUCUUGACCACCAGACCUGCUGUGUCAUUCAUAACUCCAGUCUGUAUUUCAGGGAAACCAUUCAAGUAAACAGAAGUGCUGAUUUAUUUUGCUGUUUCACUUCAGGGUGAUUUGUUUCUAAUUACUGAGCAUUAAAUCUUUAUUCACUUUAAUGCAAAAAAAAUGAGGGUCAUGCAUUGCGCAUGCUGCUUUGCUCCAAACAGGAUUCUUCAACAGGAGCAGGGGGUCUAUGCAGCUAACUGUUUGGCUUAAUUUUGCUAAAAGCAAUUUGCAAAAAGCUGCAUUAAUUGUUUUUAUUCUGCCAAUUGGGGCAGGACAAAUAGCUAUAAACAUAACAUUGACAUAUCUUAUAACAUUGAUAAGGCUACCAUGUAAGCAAACAGUAGCCUAAUUACACAUACAGCAGACACAAAGCAACAAUAUCACUAACUUUGAGUUUCUGACUACCUGAGAAUGUAAGUCCAGUAGUGGCUCUCCUUGUAGCUCUGGUUUGAUCUCCACCAACAUCUGGCUCUUUAGCUGCUAAAUGUCCACCUUCUAGUCUCUGUGUCUGUCUGCUGGUGUACUAAGCAGGUAGUGUACAGUGGGUUUAUCAGAGCUUUUUCACUGCAGCUGCCUGCUGCUGCUGGAAACAAGGUUGAUGAGAGUGGUGGGACUGAAUCACAUGAAUAAAGUUUGUGUCAAACCAAAACAAUGACCUGAGAGAAGCUAAAGCUCCUGUGGUUAAAGGCAACCGCAGAGUUGGUGAUAAUUCUCUGUGCGUUUGUCACACAUUUCACAUUACACGUACAUAUUUUGUCCAUUGUAAAUAAGUGCAGCUUUAAUAUUAGAUUCUAAGUACCGGCAUUUGCUAGUUUUGUAACCUAUCAUCAUGCAAAGAUGUACGUGCUACAGUGUGAACAUUGCUUACUGUAGUCAGAUCACUGCAGAGACCCAAACAGCAGUUUUAGGCUUCACUCUGUGCAGCACAUACACAAGAAUGGAAGAGGUGCAUGCAAAAGCACAAUAAUAUGAAUAUGGCUAAAGACAAUACCACAUUCAAAAUGAGUUGUGCUUUCUUUAUCAGCAACAUUUUACCUUUUUCCACAUUAUUACAGCCAACUGCACAACACACUGUAUAACAAUCCAUUGCGUUUUUUAAAGAUGUAAGUUAUUUAUUGAUUCUAGUAGCAGCUGAAGGUUUGAAGUGUGUUUGAGAGUCAGUAUAGCAUGGAAACAGGACGGAAGGCAGAUCAAUAGUGAAAUGGUCGUUUAAAAUGACACUGACAUUAUGACACUGUACUGCUGUGUUGUUCUUGUUUAGUUAGGACAUUCCAUGAUUAUGUCUAAUCCUUUAUGACAUUCCCUUUGUGUCAAUCGAACAGAUGACGUACUGUCACAGCGAUGGUUGUUUUGUCUGUUAAACAUUUCUUGAAAACUUCAAGAGAGAAGUACAGUAGUAAAAAGUACAUGACUGAUUUGUUUUAUAUAAAAUGUCCUUAUAGAUGUCCUCUUUUCAUUAUAUGCAUUUUUUGUAAGGUGUGUUUUUUGUGAACUGCUUACAGUUUGCCAUGGUUUCAGGUCUAAUGUUUCUUACUUGAGUUCUUUGCUAUGUUUUAAAACAAAGUGCCUAUCCUUUUUAGAUAUACUGUAGAAAAAGAUGCAAUGUCAACUGUUUUCUAAUGCAUCCACACUUGAGUAGAUGUUUGGUUCAUUCUGUAUGUAGCUCUGCAGGAAAACAUGAUGUACAGAAAGCCUUAUCUGCAAGCAGAGAAACAAUACCUACGCUUAAAAGACAGGAAUGGAAGAAUGAACUUCUGAAAGUCAGUUAUUUUUCUUGUUUUUGAUAAACAGAGUCAUGUAUGGUUGGAGGAGCAAGAAUCAACAUUGUAGAAAUGCAAUGUGGGCAUUUAACAACUAUGAACUGCAUAAUUAUAUCAAUCCAGUUACAUUAAUGCAUGUAACAUAUUGUGCAUGUUUAGAUGGUAGGGCUGGUAUAGCAGAGCUAUCUGCUAUGACCACCUUGUGGAGAUUCUUUUUUUUGUAUUUAUUGGUAAGGAUGUAACAGUGUACGUUUUGUAAGCUCCUGUAAUGUUUGGACUUCUACGUGUAUGUUGGUCAGCUGGAGUCUGAAGGGGUGGGAGCGUGUAUGAACUGUUGUGGUUAUAUGUUGCAUCACUGGGUUUUUUCACACUCUCAAUCAAUCUUCACGAGCAAAAACUGAUGUAAUGUCAUGCCAAGAUAUUUCCAGCAGCUACUGUACCAUGGAGAUUGAAAGCUGGAAAUGUUACAGCGCUCUAAUUUACUCAUUAAACAUCAGGCUUUGGUGUCAGAAUGGAAAAGGUCUUUUUCAAGAGCUGCUAGUUUGCACUGGUGUUCACACAGGCAAGCAACUGAUUGUAAAAGAGGCAAAGUGACUUACUUCUCCACCCACAUUAAAAGAAAAGAAACC